AUGUAUCGUUCACUUCCAGCUUUGGCACUAGCCUCCCUGGCUGCUGCAUCGAGCGCUGAAUUAACAUAUGAUUAUGUUAUCAUUGGUGCUGGAACAAGUGGUCUUGUCAUUGCCAACCGUCUAUCCGAGUUAAAUGUCACUGUGGCCGUGAUUGAAGCGGGUGAUUCGGUCCUAGAUAAUCCUAAUGUCACCAAUCCAUCCGGUUACGGAUUGGCUUUUGGAUCCGACAUCGAUUGGGCUUACCAAACCACCAAUCAAAAGUAUGCAGGAAACAUCACCCAAGUUAUGCGAGCCGGGAAAGCGAUUGGAGGAACUAGCACAAUCAACGGGGAUUCAUAUACUCGAGCUGAAGAUAUUCAGAUUGAUGCUUGGGAAGCUCUUGGAAACGAAGGGUGGAAUUGGGCAACUUUAUUCCCAUAUUACAAGAAAUCUCAAUCGCUUGAGAUUCCUACCACUGCUCAAGCCGACGCAGGUGCUUCAUACGAACCUUCGGCAAAUGGAUUUGAUGGGCCAUUGAAAACUGGUUGGCUCAACUCCAUGAGCACUGGUAACUUUCACACCACUUUGAAUGAUACCUAUGCUGCUCUCAAUGUUUCCUGGAACCAGGAUGUCAACAAUGGUAGAAUGGUCGGAUACAAUAUCUACCCAUCCACCUACGACAAAGUCUUGAACGUCCGUCAUGACGCCGGAAGAGCAUAUUAUUAUCCAAUCGCGAACCGUACCAACCUUCAUCUCUACCCUAACACCAUGGCUCAACGACUUACCUGGAAAUCCGGCGCUGAUACCCCUACUGCAAGUGGUGUUGAGGUUCUUGCCAUCAACUCGAGCACCCCAUAUACCAUUUCCGCCAAUUCCGAAGUGAUUCUCUCCGCCGGCGCUCUCGCAUCCCCUCUCAUUCUCGAGCUUUCCGGUAUUGGAAAUCCUUGUAUUCUGGACAAGUACAACAUCCCAGUCGUAGUUGAUCUCCCAACCGUUGGCGAGAAUCUUCAGGAUCAAACCAACACUGGCCUUGCAUACACUACUGCGGAGGGUAUCUCAGAUUUAGACUCUAUCAGCUUCGUUGCCUAUCCAUCCGCUGCGCAAAUCUUUGGUUCCGAGAUCCAGAACGUCUCUGCUCAAGUUCUCUCGUCUCUUCCUUCAUAUGCUGCUCAAGUAUCUGCUGCAUCAGGUAACAUUACCAAAGCCGCCGAUUUAUUAGAAUUCUUCAAGAUUCAACAUGAUUUUAUCUUUUCCGACUCUCAUCCAGUUCCUUUGGCUGAGGUUCUCAUCACUCCAUCUGGAACUAGUUAUAGUUCCCAGUACUGGGCCCUGUUACCCUUUGCGCGAGGAAAUAUUCACAUCACUUCUGCCGUCCCAGGUAUCCCUGCGGCUAUCAACCCAAAUUACUACAUGUUUGAUUGGGACAUCAAGUCACAAAUCAGCACUGCCAAGUUCAUCCGCUCCGUCUUCGCUACUGCUCCGCUUGCUCCUCUUGUUGGAUCGGAAACCAAACCAGGUUUGGACGAAGUAUCAGCAAACGCAACUGAAGCAGAAUGGUUCGAGUGGUUGAAAACUGUUUAUCGUUCUAACUUCCAUCCAGUAGCAACCGCUGCGAUGAUGCCAAGGGAGAUUGGUGGAGUUGUAGAUUCGAAAUUGAAGGUCUAUGGAACAGCAAAUGUUAGAGUUGUGGAUGCUAGUAUAUUGCCUAUGCAAGUUUGUGGACAUUUGGUUAGUACUUUGUAUGCUGUAGCGGAGAGAGCUGCAGAUUUGAUCAAGGAAGAUAUUUAG
Sclerotinia borealis F-4128 is the source of this 1767-nucleotide messenger RNA. Lineage: Eukaryota; Fungi; Ascomycota; Leotiomycetes; Helotiales; Sclerotiniaceae. The record is from the annotation of a GenBank genome assembly.